Molecule: messenger RNA, 4869 nt
Organism: Carassius carassius (crucian carp)
Lineage: Eukaryota; Metazoa; Chordata; Actinopteri; Cypriniformes; Cyprinidae
Product: potassium channel subfamily T member 1-like
Exons: 32
Coding region: 564-4220 (1218 amino acids)
Biological process (GO): potassium ion transport
Cellular component (GO): membrane
Molecular function (GO): intracellular sodium-activated potassium channel activity
Source: RefSeq, a predicted model, not a curated record
AUGUUUAUGGUGCACGGUUUAAUUUGGUUUGCAGACGCCUAGCUGUCUCUUUAUUAGUCGUGUCCGUGUUGUUGAGGAUUUCACGUGGUCCAGGAGAUGGCGUUGUAAGCUUUGAAGGAGAGAGAAGAGAGGCUGUAAGGAUGAAUUAUAGUGGCUUUACCUAACAGAGGUGACAGCGUCUCAAACAUUUUUCUGCUGCUCUACAUCUCUUCUGACGCACAGCAGUUGCUGUUUUGUUCUCGUCAAACAAGGGCUUUGAGCUCACUGGAUACAACAGAGACUGAACGUGUGAAUUGAACGAGGACAACAUAUUAUCAUUCUUUAAUUAAUGACCAGCAUCACCAGUAUCUCAUGGAUGCAAAGUUAAAUUGCACGCGACAAACGGAAACAGAGGUGUUGAAGGUACCGAUUAUUGCGCCCUGCGGUGCUCUUCUCUAAGAGGAGGGUUUAAUCAAGGUCGUUAUCCGCCCCUUUAAUGCAAGUGUCCAUGGAGGACGGAUCCAUCUGGAGGACAUUACCAUCCGAAGUCCUUUACGGACACUUCGCAGUGGCUUCAAUUAAAAAUGCGCGGCGUUUGGGUCGCCAGUAACGCGGUUAUUUACAAUGAUGGGACCGCGCAGCCAGUCUCAGGCAGAGCCAAGCAUGACUCUGCCACGACGCUCUCAUCCACUGCUGCUGACAGGUUGCCUACGGAGACUGUUCAGAGGAAUAACAGCAGUAAUUCUGGUGUUAUUCUGGACAUUUCCACCUUGAAAAUGGCCGACGUGGACUCUGAGGUGCCUCCUCUACCUCCACGAUACCGCUUUCGAGAUCUACUACUCGGGGAUCAAUCUUUUCAGAAUGAUGACAGGGUGCAGGUGGAAUUUUAUGUAAAUGAAAACACAUUCAAGGAGAGGCUGAAGCUCUUUUUCAUCAAAAACCAAAGGUCAAGUCUCAGAAUACGCCUCUUCAACUUCUCCUUGAAGUUAUUAACAUGCCUCCUUUAUAUAAUCAGAGUCUCACUUGAUGAUCCAACUAACCAGGUCACAUGUGCACGUAAACAUUGCACAAACAUCACAGAUGCUCUUUGCAGCAAAGCCUGUGGCAACUACACAACAAACCUGACCGCAGAUCCCACACAAAUAAACUGGGAGUUAAUAUUUUGGGUGAAUAGGAGAGUUCCUGUAUGGGCGAUACAGGUUACAGUGGCAUUAAUUAGCUUCUUGCAAGCAAUGCUCCUGGUGUAUCUCAGCUACAAGGGGAAUAUUUGGGAGCAGAUUUUCCAAAUCUCCUUCAUCAUUGAGAUGAUCAAUACAGUGCCAUUCAUAAUUACAAUCCUUUGGCCUCCGCUGAGGAACAUAUUUGUUCCCGUGUUUCUUAACUGUUGGCUUGCCAAAUCAGCGCUGGAGAACAUGAUUAAUGAUCUCCAUCGUGCCAUUCAGCGCACACACUCUGCCAUGUUCAACCAGGUCCUCAUUCUGAUCUGCACACUGCUCUGUCUGGUCUUUACUGGGGCUUGUGGGAUUCAGCACCUAGAGCGGGCAGGGAAGACUCUCACACUUUUUGAUGCUUUAUAUUUCUGCAUCGUCACCUUCUCGACUGUUGGUUAUGGAGAUGUCACACCCAGAAUCUGGCCCUCUCAGCUACUUGUGGUCAUCAUGAUCUGUGUGGCUCUGGUGGUGCUGCCAUUACAGUUUGAGGAGUUGGCGUAUCUUUGGAUGGAGAGGCAGAAGUCAGGCGGAAACUACAGCAGACAUCGUGCUCAGACAGAGAAACAUGUGGUUCUCUGCGUCACUUCACUCAAAAUAGACCUGCUUAUGGAUUUCCUCAACGAGUUCUAUGCCCACCCGAGACUACAGGAUUAUUAUGUGGUGAUACUCUGUCCCUCUGAGAUGGACAUCCAGGUGCGGCGUAUACUGCAGAUCCCGUUGUGGUCUCAGCGGGUCAUCUACCUCCAAGGCUCUGCAUUGAAGGAUCAAGACCUGAUGAGAGCCAAGAUGGACGAUGCCGAGGCAUGCUUCAUUCUCAGCAGCAGAAAUGAAGUGGACCGCACCGCAGCUGAUCAUCAAACCAUUCUGCGAGCAUGGGCUGUGAAGGACUUUGCUCCAAACUGUCCUCUAUAUGUCCAGAUUCUCAAACCUGAGAACAAAUUCCAUGUCAAAUUUGCAGAUCAUGUGGUGUGUGAGGAGGAGUUCAAGUAUGCCAUGCUGGCCCUCAACUGUGUGUGUCCAGCCACUUCUACACUGGUCACACUCCUGGUGCACACGUCUCGUGGACAGGAGGGACAGAUGUCUCCAGAACAGUGGCAGAGGACAUAUGGCCGUUGCUCUGGGAAUGAAGUUUACCACAUUCGUCUAAUGGACAGCAAGUUCUUUGGCGAAUAUGAUGGGAAGAGUUUUACUUAUGCCUCCUUCCAUGCACAUAAAAAGUAUGGCGUCUGCCUUAUCGGCACAAAGAGAGAAGAGAAUAAGAGCAUACUUCUGAACCCCGGCCCACGCCACAUCAUGUCUGCCACAGACACCUGCUACUACAUCAACAUCACUAAAGAGGAGAACUCUGCCUUCAUCUUCAAACAGGAGGAGAAGCACAGCAAAGGGCUGUCGGCCACCGGCGUGUAUGAUGCCCCCUCUCGUCUCCCGGUGCAGAGCAUCAUCGCAAGCAUGGUUGAUCAGUCUACUUCAUAUGGAACCGUGGCCAUUGACCUGCAGAACCCAGAUCCCCCAGCUGACAGCAUUAAACUGACCCUGCCCACAGAGAACGGAGCUGGGAGUCGUAGACCCAGCAUUGCCCCUGUGCUGGAGAUCGCUGAUUCCUCUGCAAUCCUGCCUUGUGAUCUUCUCAGUGACCCCUCGGAAGAUGAGACCAACCAAUCGGAUGAGGAAGGAGCACCAGCCUUAGAGUGCAUUAAAGGCUAUCCUCCAAACUCCCCUUACAUUGGAAGCUCCCCAACCCUUUGUCACCUUUUGCAACAAAAGGCAUCAUUCUGUUGCCUACGACUUGACAAGGGUUGUCAGCACAAUAGCUUUGAAGAUGCCAAGGCAUAUGGUUUCAAAAACAAGUUGAUUAUCGUUUCUGCUGAGACAGCGGGAAAUGGCCUGUACAACUUCAUAGUGCCGCUGCGUGCUUAUUACCGACCCCGGAAGGAGCUGAAUCCCAUCGUGCUGCUGCUGGAUAAUCCGCCUGAUAAUCAUUUUCUCGAAGCCAUCUGCUGUUUCCCUAUGGUGUACUACAUGGCUGGUACCAUUGACAAUUUAGAUAACCUGCUGCAGUGUGGCAUCAUCUACGCUGAUAACCUGGUGGUGGUGGAUAAGGAGAGCACGAUGAGUGCAGAGGAAGACUACAUGGCAGAUGCUAAAACCAUAGUCAACGUGCAGACCAUGUUUAGGUUGUUUCCUAGUCUCAGCAUAAUCACUGAGCUAACCCAUCCUUCUAAUAUGAGAUUCAUGCAGUUUCGUGCCAAAGACUGCUACUCCUUGGCUCUCUCCAAACUUGAGAAGAUAGAGAGAGAUAAGGGCUCCAAUCUGGCAUUCAUGUUCCGCCUCCCAUUCGCUGCAGGCAGAGUGUUCAGUAUUAGUAUGCUGGAUACUCUCCUUUACCAGUCUUUUGUGAAGGACUAUAUGAUUCUCAUUGCAAGACUCCUGCUCGGUCUAGACUCCACCCCGGGCUCCGGCUACCUCUGUGCUAUGAAGGUAACGGAAGAGGACUUAUGGAUCCGGACGUAUGGAAGACUUUUCCAGAAGCUAUGUUCAUCCAGCUCAGAAAUUCCCAUUGGGAUAUACCGCACUGAAUCUCACAUGUUCUCCUCCUCAGAGUCUCAGGUGUCUGUGGAGGACAGUGAGGACCCGCAGGACCGCAGGGAAUCCUGGAAAGAGAAAACCGCCCACAGAAACUCCACAGGGAGCGACCAAUCAGAGCACCCACUUCUGCGGAAGAAGAGCAUGCAGUGGGCGAGACGGCUGAGCAGAAAAAACACCAAAAUACCCAGUCGAGCUGAACGCAUCAGUCAACAGCGCCUGAACCUGUACCGACGCUCAGAGAGACAGGAGCUGUCAGAGCUGGUGAAGAACCGCAUGAAGCACUUAGGGCUGCCCACUGUGGGAUAUGAGGACGUAGCUAAUUUAACAGCAAGUGAUGUGAUGAACCGAGUAAAUCUGGGAUAUCUGCAAGGUAAAUCCACCCAACAUCACUGGUCCUGUAGUAUAGGAUUGAAUAGUUCAGACCAAAACAUAAAAAAUUGCUGAAAAUGUACUCCCCCUCAGACCAUCAUUUGUUCACCAGUGAAUGGGUGCCAUCAGAAUGAGAGUCCAAACAGCUGAUAAAAACAUCACAAUAAUCCACAAGCAUUCCAAUUAAUGUCUUGUGAAGUGAAAAGCUUCCUGCUAAAACAUGAGUGCUCUAUUUGUAAUAUUGCUUUCUCCAGUGAAAAAGCCAUCUUGUCUGUAUCGGGAGUGGAAUGUGCACAGAUCAAGCACUGUUUACAGGCAAAAAUUGUUCUUAACAAUAUGUCAGUGGAUUUUGUUGUCAGAGGACAACAGAGGUUGGAGUUUUUCACUGGAGAAAGUGUUAUGGAUUAUGGACUGAUAUGUUGGCCAGAAGCACUGGUAUAAAACGUGUUAAUGUUGGAUUUCUCCAAAUCUGUUCUGAUGAAGAAACAAACUCAUCUACAUCUUGGAUAGCCUGAGACUGAGUACAUUUUCAACAAAUGUGAGGUUGUGGGUAAACUAUUCCUUUAACAGGCCUUUAUUAUUUUAUUUUAGAUCACAUUGAAAAUUCGCUGCAAUUCAGUUUUUUAUUUUUUAUGUAACUGAUUCUUAAAUUUAAGUACAUGGAAAUGUCUAAAGUCUGCUGCCUGCAGUUCUCCUUUUACAACAUUUUUUCCAGAUGACAUCU